AUGUCAGCAUGUAUCAUCAACUAUUUCAGAUCUCCAGUGAAGUUUUCCUGGGCUUUGAGUAUGAAGAUGAAGCUUACGAUAACAGUCUUCACUUGCUUAGUACUUUGGUCGAUGGUGUUAGUAUCAUUCACGAACGUCUUCAAACACCAGCUUCUUGGUGUUACAAUAAACGGUUCAAAUGAAUCCGAAACACCGAGGGAUAGACUGUUAGGAGGGCUUUUAACCGCUGAUUUCGAUGAAGAUUCUUGCUUAAGUAGGUAUCAGUCUUCCUUGUAUCGCAAGUCUUCACCAUACAAGCCUUCUGAGUAUCUUGUCUCUAAGCUUAGAAACUAUGAGAUGCUUCACAAGCGUUGCGGUCCAGGCACAAAUGCUUACAAGGAAGCAGCAAAGAAUCUUGCUCAUGACGAUGAUGAGAAUUACGCAAACAAAUCCGUUGGUGAAUGCAGAUACAUUGUGUGGGUAGCUGUCUAUGGGCUUGGAAACAGAAUACUUACUCUUGCUUCUGUCUUCCUCUACGCUCUCUUGACAGAGAGAGUCGUUCUUGUUGACCAACGCAAGGAUAUUAAUGAUCUCUUCUGUGAACCAUUUCCGGCUACUUCUUGGCUACUUCCUCUGGACUUUCCACUGAUGAGUCAGAUAGAUAGCUACGACAAGGGAUAUGCUCGUUGUUAUGGAACUAUGUUGAAGAAUCAUUCCAUUAACUUGACUUCAAUCCCACGGCAUCUAUAUCUUCACAUCAUACAUGAUUCAAGGGAUGAGGAUAAGAUGUUCUUCUGCAAAAAGGAUCAAACACUAAUCGAUAAAGUCCCUUGGUUGAUUGUCAAAGCCAAUGUCUACUUUGUUCCAGCUCUGUGGUUGAAUCCAACUUUCCAAACCGAACUAAUCAAGCUCUUCCCGCAGAAAGAAACCGUCUUCUACCUCCUGGCUAGGUAUCUUUUUCACCCGACAAACCAAGUUUGGGGCAUGGUCACUAGAUCCUACGAUGCUUACUUAUCAAGAGCAGACGAGACACUUGGGAUCCAAGUUAGGGUUUUCAGCAGACGCGCUGGUUAUUUACAGCACGUCAUGGACCAGAUCGUAGCCUGUACACAAAGAGAGAAGCUUUUGCCUGAACUAGCUACACAAGAUGAAUCACAAGUCACUAGUAAUACAACGAAAGUCCCGAAACUUAAAGCUGUUCUGGUCACAUCUCUGUAUCCAGAGUACUCUGAUAACCUAAAGAAUAUGUAUUGGGAGCGACCAACUUCGACAGGAGACAUUGUAGAAGUUUAUCAACCAAGUGGAGAAAGGUUUCAGCAAACAGACAAGAAGCUCCACGACCAAAAGGCCCUCGCGGAGAUGUAUCUUCUGAGUUUAACUGAUAAGAUUGUGACAAGCGCAAGGUCUACGUUUGGAUAUGUUGCUCAUAGUCUUGGAGGGUUAAAGCCAUGGUUGCUUUAUCAGCCAGUGAGAGGCAAAACUCCUGAUCCGCCAUGUGUUCGUGCUACAUCUAUGGAGCCUUGUUUCCUUACUCCUCCGACUCAUGGAUGUGGAGCUAAAAAGAGAAAAGGCUCGGCGAAAAUCGUUCCUUUUGUGAGACAUUGUGAGGAUCUUCGGCAUGAUGGGCUUAAGCUAUUUGAUGAUACUAAAGAUGAGCUAUAG
Messenger RNA from Microthlaspi erraticum, 1641 nucleotides. Lineage: Eukaryota; Viridiplantae; Streptophyta; Magnoliopsida; Brassicales; Brassicaceae. The record is from the annotation of a GenBank genome assembly.